GUGUGCAAACAUUGGUUGCGAAGUCAGUGCAAGAAAGGCGAUCAGUGUGAAUACCUUCAUCAAUACGACAUGACCCGCAUGCCCCUCUGCCAUUUCUUCGCUGACGGGCAGUGUACCAAGGACGACUGUCAGUUCUUGCACAUCCGCCCUGAGGACAAGGUGGUUGAAUGUCCCUGGUACGCCCGUGGCUUCUGUAAGCAUGGACCGAAAUGUCGCAAGAAGCACGCAAGAAAGGAGCUCUGCGGGAGCUACAUGGCAGGUUUCUGCCCCAAGGGACCA
Guillardia theta CCMP2712 is the source of this 279-nucleotide messenger RNA. RefSeq lists its product as hypothetical. Lineage: Eukaryota; Cryptophyceae; Pyrenomonadales; Geminigeraceae. Gene Ontology annotation, molecular function: RNA binding; metal ion binding. The transcript has a single exon. The annotation marks the transcript as partial. The record is from RefSeq and is a predicted model, not a curated record.